This is a messenger RNA of Scophthalmus maximus (turbot), 4715 nucleotides long. It is a transcript of the gene gabrzb, whose product is annotated as gamma-aminobutyric acid receptor subunit pi. Gene Ontology annotation, cellular component: GABA-A receptor complex; neuron projection; synapse. NCBI's taxonomy places the organism in Eukaryota, Metazoa, Chordata, Actinopteri, Pleuronectiformes, Scophthalmidae. Gene Ontology annotation, molecular function: extracellular ligand-gated monoatomic ion channel activity; GABA-A receptor activity; neurotransmitter receptor activity. The transcript is spliced from 10 exons. Bases 303 to 1682 code for a protein of 459 amino acids. The record is from RefSeq and is a predicted model, not a curated record. Gene Ontology annotation, biological process: chemical synaptic transmission; monoatomic ion transmembrane transport; signal transduction.
CUUCAAGUCCACUGUGUGCGUCAUUGCGCAGCAGCGCAUGCAGCCCACAGUGGUUAGUGGGAAUCCGCUGACAGAGCACAACCAGUCGUACGUGUGCGCGGACCAGCGGUCGCUGCCUCUUGAACAAAAAAAAGAAAGAAAUCUGGAUGGAAGUGUCGAUCACAACCACAGCGAUCUGAGGGAAAACUCUCGACGUCGCGGGCUCUUCCUUUUUCCCAGGAUGCGCCGACAUAUGUGACAUGAUCACGUCGACCGGCGGCUACAGAUAAACUCCACCUAGUGUCUCCACUCCUUCAGCAGCCAUGGGUGUCUCUGCGUCGGGAUGGACCAUGUUCACCGUUCUUCUCAUUAGCAGGUUGCUAGAGAACUCGCUGCUCAACGCGGAAGUGAAGGAAGGAGAGAUUCUGCCUCCUACCAUUCACAAGCUGAUGAAAGGAUACAACAAGUACCUUAGGCCUUUCUUUGACAAUGGUCCUGUAACAGUGGGCAUGAGCUUGGAUAUCGCCAGCAUCGACACUAUCUCGGAGAUCAACAUGGACUACACCGCCACCAUAUUCCUCCGCCAGCGCUGGACGGACGAGCGCUUGGUGUUCGAAGGCAACAAGAGCCUCAGUCUUGACGGGCGUCUCGUGGAGCUCCUCUGGGUCCCCGACACCUUUAUCGUGGACUCCAAAAAGUCCUUCCUCCACGACAUCACCGUGGAGAACAGACUGAUCCGCAUCUUCCCCAACGGGACUGUUCUCUAUGCGCUAAGGAUUACGACCACUGUGGCCUGCAACAUGGAUCUGACCAAGUAUCCCAUGGACAAGCAGACCUGCACGUUACAACUGGAGAGCUGGGGUUACAAUAUUAAUGAUGUCAUGUUCUACUGGACCAGAGGGAAUGAGUCUGUGAGUGGUCUGGACACUCUACAGCUGGCUCAGUACACAGUAGAAGACCACUACACAUCUGUCUCAGAGGCCAUCUAUGAAACUGGCCGUUACCCCAGGUUGGUCUUCCACUUUGAGCUGAAGAGGAGCAUUCUGUACUUCAUCCUGGAGACCUACGUCCCCUCGAGCCUGCUGGUGGUCCUCUCAUGGGUUUCCUUUUGGAUUUCCCUGUCCUCGGUUCCAGCACGUAUUUGUAUAGGAGUGACCACCGUGUUGACCAUGACCACUCUGAUGAUGGGAGCCCGGACAUCGCUACCCAAUGCCAACUGCUUCAUCAAGGCCAUCGAUGUGUACUUGGGAAUCUGCUUCAGCUUCAUCUUUGGCGCGCUCAUUGAGUAUGCCGUGGCCCACUUCUGCACCCUCACACAUUCCGACGCACACAUGCUCAUGUACAGACACCAAAUGCACGAUUUCGACGAUGAAAUGAACGGCAUCAUCACCACCAUCUCCACGCACGCCAGAGCCAAGAGACGCAAGGAGCCCGCUGCAAAUCCUCCCCCGGCUCCUGACUCCACAGAACUCACCGUCAGCCCCUCCAGCCCCUCAGGCAGUGAGCCCAAGCCCGAGGCAUCGCCACCGAAGCCCACCAACUGGUGCCUCACUGCUCUGGUCACCCUCCGCAAAGUGCUCCGCUCCAUAAACUGCUGUCAUGUGGAGAACCCCCACCACAUAGACAACUACUCCAGAGUCACCUUCCCACUGUCUUUCGUCAUGGUUAACCUGCUGUACUGGACAUAUUAUCUGUACUUCUAGCAUUUGCGCCAGUACAGCAUGUGUCCAAGAGAGUGCGAGACAGAAGCGUGUAUGUAGACGAGAAAUGUGCUUUACUGUUUGUGUCAUUAACAGGUGUCUGAGAUUAAUAAGUAUGAUUGCUACAUUUAGAUUCAAGAGCAAAGUAGCUUUCUCCUAUGUGGUUUUUUAUAGGAAAGAUUAAAGCUCAUAAGUACAGCUCCAUUGUUUACAAUAACGUUUUCUUAGAUAAGUUAUUGUUUAUUUAUUUUAAACAUCUAUGGGAAAACCUGAGAUCAACUGGCAAGAUUGCAUAAAUUCUGAUACAGCUCGAUAUGAAAAGAGCAUUGAUCACAAAAACCAAUGCCAGUCUGCAUCUUUCGUGCUGUAGUAAAUAUAUAUUAAGUGUAUCAUUGUGCAGGUUGUAACUAUCUGACACAGAAAGGAUGGAGCCGUAAUUGAAGGCGUUAUGAUGGAAUUUGUUAGCAUUGUUGAGCAUAAAGGCAAAUGCCUGCUCCACUUUGUUUCUCUGCCGUGUGAUUGAUUGGUCAUUAAUAUGUUGCAACUUAAUUUUCCAUUUCUGCUUGCAGGAAUAACAUCUCAAGCGAAAAAGGUAAAAAUAAUGGAUUGCAGAAGAGUCAUGAAAAAGAGAAGGGAGGUAGAAAAUAAAUGAACAAGGUAGAGAGUAUUACAAUCUAUAAACCACUCUCCCCAGGGUGUUAAUAUCUGCUUGCUGUUAAAAUCUCCUUUUCUCCAGUGUCCUUCUAUAAGAUAUUUUUCAUUCCAAGAGCAAUGCUGUUGCCUUUUGCCUGCAUUUAUUCCCCCCCCGCUGAUAUUAUAAAUGUCGUGGCCUUUGAUCCAUUCAGAGGAAUUCUGUUAAUCUGGCCUCCAUUUACAAUAUUAUUGAAGUUGGAAGGAUUUGCAUGGAAGCAAUAGGUGAAUUAAAAAACACAAAAUUAAAUUAUGUAAAAUAAAAGAGGGAUAUCUUAAAAUAAGAGAAGACUUUGCAGUUAUUAAAACAAUGACAAAUUGUUUCAUAAAUAUUGGAUAUUACUUUGUGGUUCCAUUGCAACUAGGCAGGUGCGACAGAUGUGUAUAGUCAGGUCAACAACACCUGCACAGACAGGUACCAUAUCAUAUAUUAUUAUACAGUAUGCUUAAUGCUGUAUUCUUGUCUUUUGUUGGAUACAAGUAUUGUUUCUCACUGUGCUUUUUGUUAACACACAAAGCACUAGGCAGACCUCGAUGUGUUAGACAUUGUAGUGAUUUGAAUUUGAAUGAAAUGGCCAAAAUGUUUCAACAGGAGGUCAUCAUCGCUGCAAUUGCAAAUCCAAUUUUAGGUCUUGUUUUUGUGUCCGUUUCUGUCACAAGUAAUCGUGUUUCUAAGUUAGCAUGCCAAUUACAGUAUUGAGACAUCCAGUCUGCCCUAAAUAAGAGCUACUCAGUGGGCAUAUUAUAACCUAUUGUCCUGUUAACAAAACAAUAGUUGAAGCUAUUGGCAACACACCACGUUCGGUGGAAGACAAAACUUUGAUGUUCAUGUGAUUCAGUAUGUUUGCUACCAGUGAUGAGAACCAAAGAUUCCACUUUAAAUUCAUAAAUCCUCUUGGUUUUUCCUGCAGUUCUUCAACUGCAGUAGGAGUUUUUCGAUCACCUGUUCAAUGUUGAUAUCAUAAUUAUUAUUUAUAGGAGAAUUCUGAAGUAGCAUGCAGUCAACGAGCAGAUGAACAUGACAAGUCAUAUUUCAUAUGCAAAGCAGGAUUCAGUUGAACAACAGAGAUGCAUGUUUAUUUAUUGCUGUAUUCAAUAUUGCUGUGACAUACUUCAUUUGAAUGGAGGCUGAAUUUUACAGUCCAUUUAGCCAUUAUGCAAAUCACAGAGGUUCCAUUUUAAUGAACUACCUUUCGAUGUGUAUUGAACAUGAUGCAAUCUAACUUGGUAUCCAUUUUUCAUUCUAUUGCCUUUCAAAAGGUUUAUGUUCAUGUUUUAGCUGCGUUGCUUUUCAUUUUUAAAUAUGCCAUCAUCUACUGGACUUUUUGACAGCACUCUUUGCCUGCUGAUAGUAGAAAAGUAGGAUUUACUUAAAUUUCUGUUCUUCCUGCAUGAUUUUCAAGUGUAACUUGUUUAUUUCAGCUUUGUUUGAUUUCCUUUUUGGUUUAACAUGAUAGGAAAAAAUCUAAAAUGCUCAGCUGAGGCUAUUGGAAGGAUUAAUGUGUAUUUUGAUUGCUAAUGAUGCCACUUUGAUUCGGGGUCUCAUUUGGGUCCAACAGUGCUAGAUGUUCAAACAUCUGUUCUCAUUUUUAGUCAUUUGAACUUUAUUCUUUGAAAGGAUGAGUGUUCAUUGACAGUUUUCAUUUGCCACCAACUGAGCUGUGCCUGCUCUGUGGAUGUCAGUGAGCACUGGCCUGUUGAAAAUGUUAAUGUGAUAAAACACAGACUGUCAGCUUUUAUACAAUAUUGUACCACGGUUUUAGUUUUGAUAGUUAUCUCCUCAGUGUAGAGUACAAGACAUGAAUGCCAUUACGGAGCCAAAGAACCACAAGAGAGCAACCACCACAGCUUUCUCUCAGUAUGGACACAAUAGAACAUUUUUUUUACUCAGUGAUGGAGUUGAUCCGUGCACAAGGCUCAAAAGUACCCAUUGCCCUAGGGCUCCACAGACACAACUACAUUAUCAGGGCUGAUUUGCUCUGAACUGACAUAAUUUGGGAUGACUAUACAUACCCAAGGAAAGUGUGAAAAGAAAGCUAUAAAACAGAACAAUUUGGGCAACAUUGACAGGACAUAUUUGAAGCAACUUUACAGCCAAUAGGGGAAAAUGUUGGACUACCCAUUCUUUUCCUGUUGUGAGACGUGUAAAGCAAUGCCUCAAGGUGACGUUGGCUACCAACCUCACAGUUCCUUGGACUUCAUCUUUAUGUGAAAUGUAUUUAUAUACUGUAAUACCAUGUUAAUAUAGGUACCGGUUUGCUUAACCAGUUGUAAAUAAAUAGUAACACUAUGCAUGUUUAUCUGGUGUAUGAAUAUGAAUGAUAGCAAUAAAACAGGUUUAACGUG